Messenger RNA from Triticum dicoccoides, 1951 nucleotides. Its product is annotated as probable 4-coumarate--CoA ligase 5. Bases 82 to 1704 code for a protein of 540 amino acids. The transcript has 3 exons. The record is from RefSeq and is a predicted model, not a curated record. NCBI's taxonomy places the organism in Eukaryota, Viridiplantae, Streptophyta, Magnoliopsida, Poales, Poaceae. Gene Ontology annotation, molecular function: CoA-ligase activity.
UCGAUCUUGCAACCAGUGCUUCCCCAGCUCCACCAACCAAUUCAGCCGUAAACGAUCCAAGACAGACAGACGCGGCGAGAAAUGGGCUCGUUGCCGGAGCAGCAGCAGGUCGUCUUCCGCUCGACGCUGCCGGACAUCGCCAUCCCGGACCACCUCCCGCUGCACGACUACGUCUUCGAGCGCCUGGCCGAGCGCCGCGACCGCGCCUGCCUCAUCGACGGCGCCACGGGCGAGACGCUCACGGUCGGCGACGUGCACCGCCUGUCCCGGCGCGUGGCGGCGGGGCUGUACUCCCUCGGCGUCCGCCACGGCAGCACGGUGAUGCUGCUCCUUCCCAACUGCGUCGAGUUCGCGCUGGCCUUCCUCGCCGCGUCCCGCCUCGGCGCGGCCACCACCACGGCGAACCCGCUCCACACCCCGCCCGAGAUCGCCAAGCAGGCCGCGGCGUCCCGCGCCACCCUCGUGGUGACCGAGCCGGCGUUCGUCGCCAAGGUGCGGGGCCUCGCGGGCGUCACCGUCGUCGCCACGGGCGACGGCGCCGAGGGCUGCGCCUCGUUCGCCGACCUCGCGGCCGCCGACGACUCGGCGCUGCCGGAGGCGCCCAUCGACGUGGCCAACGACGUGGUGGCGCUGCCCUACUCGUCGGGCACCACGGGGCUCCCCAAGGGCGUCAUGCUGUCGCACCGCGGGCUGGUCACCAGCGUCGCGCAGCUCGUCGACGGCGACAACCCCAACCUCCACCUCCGGGAGGACGACGUCGUCCUCUGCGUGCUCCCCAUGUUCCACGUCUACUCGCUGCACUCCAUCCUGCUCUGCGGGCUGCGCGCCGGCGCCGCCCUCGUCGUCAUGAAGCGCUUCGACACGGUCAAGAUGAUGGAGCUGGUGGAGCGCCACGGCAUCACCAUCGCGCCGCUCGUGCCGCCCAUCGUCGUCGAGAUGGCCAAGGGAGACGCGCUGGACCGCCACGACCUCUCCUCCGUGCGCAUGGUCAUCUCCGGCGCCGCGCCCAUGGGCAAGGAGCUGCAGGACAUCAUCCACGCCAAGCUCCCCAAUGCCGUGCUCGGACAGGGCUAUGGGAUGACAGAGGCAGGUCCGGUGCUGUCGAUGUGCAUGGCGUUCGCCAAGGAGCCGUCGCCGGUGAAGUCCGGCGCCUGCGGCACGGUGGUAAGGAACGCGGAGCUCAAGAUCGUCGACCCAGAGACCGGUCUGUGCCUCGGGCGCAACCAGCCCGGGGAGAUUUGCAUCAGGGGGAGGCAGAUCAUGAAAGGGUACCUCGACAACCCGGAGGCGACGGCGGAGACCGUGGACAAGGACGGGUGGCUGCACACCGGCGACGUCGGGUUCGUGGACGCCGACGACGAGAUCUUCAUCGUGGACCGGCUCAAGGAGCUCAUCAAGUACAAGGGCUUCCAGGUGGCGCCCGCGGAGCUCGAGGCCAUGCUCAUCGCCCACCCCGGCAUUGCCGACGCCGCCGUCGUCCCGAUGAAGGAUGAUGCCAGCGGCGAGGUCCCGGUGGCGUUCGUCGUGCCGUCGCCGGACGGCGCCGACAUGACCGAGGACGAGAUCAAGCAGUACGUGGCGAAGCAGGUGGUGUUCUACAAGAGGCUGCAGAAGGUCUUCUUCGUGAGCUCCAUCCCCAAGGCGCCGUCGGGGAAGAUUCUGAGAAAGGACCUCCGAGCGAAGCUGGCCGCCGGAUCGUGCUGAUGAUGCUUUAUUAUUUGUGUGCAAAAUAUAUAUACCCGGUUCGAGUUUUGUUCUCGUCAUAAUGCUAAUUAAAGUACCACGAAAAGAGUGUGAGCAAGGAUCGACCAGUCGCCAAUGUGCAUGGCAUACUGUGUUUCUGGAGUUCUGGAUAUACUCCAGAUAAUGUAUUCGCACUUGUAUAUCAGUGAACUGGAAGAAACAAUCUACUCCCUCCGUUCCAAAAUAGAGCACCAUUGCAGCGUCGUGG